This is a messenger RNA of Suillus fuscotomentosus, 759 nucleotides long. RefSeq lists its product as uncharacterized. The record is from RefSeq and is a predicted model, not a curated record. Lineage: Eukaryota; Fungi; Basidiomycota; Agaricomycetes; Boletales; Suillaceae. The transcript has 2 exons. Bases 1 to 759 code for a protein of 252 amino acids.
AUGCAGCCCAUCAUACUGUACGACAUACCAAGCAAGGCCCCAAAUGCUAUAUGGGCUCCAAACCCUGCAAAGACCAGGCAAGUCGCGCAGUCAAAGCCAGAUUACUGCAUGUUUUGCCUGGAAUACAAGGGUCUCCUGUAUACGAUCGUCUGGGUAGAGUUCAAGGAUAUUCCCUUGACGAUGAAAACACUUGGUGCUUCAACUACGGAAGGAGGCAGGUACACCCUUCCAGUGAUCAAGGAUCCAAACACUGGAUCCAUCGUCGCCGAGUCGCUGGCGAUCGCUGAGUACCUGGACAAAACUUAUCCAGAGAAGCCGAUCAUACCACGCGGCGCCAACGCUCUUAUAUGGUUAUUCGAGCCUGCAUACUGCAGCGUUGCCUACGGAAAAGUGGUCAAGCUUAUCUUGACGAAGACCCUCGAAAUUAUGAACGAUUCAAGCAGGGAGUACUUCAUUCGGACUCGCUUGGAGCUGCUCGGCGAAACGCGCUGGGAAACUGUGUCAGAAGAGAACGUACAGCAGCAGUGGGAAGAAUUUAAGAAGGGUCUUGAUGAAAUCGAUAAAUGGUACCAGAAAAGUGGCGGGAAGUGGAUUAUGGGGGAUACCUUCUCGUUCGCGGAUAUGGUGGUGGCUUGCAGGACGAUGUGGUGGAACAAAAUAUUUGAUGAAGAACAACUCCGUGAGCUUCAUUCUUGGAAUGGCGGGCGAUGGGCGCGUGUCUUGGCAGACGUGAAUGCGGAGUGCGGUACAGAUUUGUAG